AUGGAUUCCAGCGGACAGACAAAAACCCAAAGUUGUCGAAAAAUCCUUACCUUAGUUUUCCUCCAGGUCAUAAUCAGUACAGUAUUCUUUGCUUAUAUCCGAAACUUCAGGAGUGCAGAAUCUGAGGUGUCUGCUUCCCCCAUACAAGCAGUACCUAAAAAUUGUUCCAUCAUUGAGAAGGAAACCUCAAACCACACCAUCCUGCUAUGGACAUGGCCAUUUGGGAUGCGUUCCACUAUCGAAAAGUGUUCCAAGCUCCUGGGCAUCCCAGAUUGUCACAUCACAGCUGAUCGCAGCUGGUACCACAAAGCUGAUGCGGUCAUCAUUCACCACCGUGAUGUGUGCUCUAGUCCGAGGCAGCUGCCCCAAAUGCCAAGGCCACCUUUUCAGCGUUGGAUUUGGUUCAAUCUGGAAUCUCCCAGCCACACCCCCAACCUGGGCUUCAUGGACAAUCACUUCAACCUCACCAUUUCCUACCGGAGAGACUCAGAUAUCUUCAGCCCUUAUGGAUGGCUGGAGGUCCUCAAAGACCCAUGGAACAUCACCAUUCCACCCAAGUCCAAACUAGUGGCCUGGGCUAUCAGUAACUGGAAUCCAGCCUCCCGCCGUGUGAAAUACUACGGGGAGUUGAAAAAGUACAUCCAAGUGGAUGUAUAUGGACAAGGCCACAUGACUCUACCUCGAGACAAACAUCUGUCCACUUUAUCCCAGUAUAAGUUCUACCUGGCCUUUGAGAACUCCAUCCAUGAGGACUACAUCACUGAAAAGCUCUGGAAGAACUCCUUGCUCUCGGGAGCUGUGCCUGUGGUGUGUGGACCACCACGGAAGAACUAUGAGCGUUUUUUGCCCCCAGAUGCCUUCAUUCAUAUUGAUGACUUCCCGUCAGCUAAAGACUUGGCCAACUUCCUAAAAGAACUGGAUAGGAAUGCAACAAGAUACCAAAGUUACUUUCAGUGGCGAACGUGGUUAAAGCCCAUUGGGCAGACAUCCUUCAAUCAUCACUAUUGCAAAGCAUGCCGAGCUUUACAGACAACCUCAAUCCAAUUCAAGACCGUCCCCGAGUUGAGCAAAUGGUUCAAGUGAGCUAGAGACCUCUUGUGUUGGACUUGACUUCUUCAAAGGACAGCAUUUUAAAACUAUCUAACUUCCUGAGGAACAGUUGAUAAGCAUCAUCGAGAUGUCCCCAGCUCUUAAAUGGAUCUC
Molecule: messenger RNA, 1203 nt
Organism: Hemicordylus capensis (graceful crag lizard)
Lineage: Eukaryota; Metazoa; Chordata; Lepidosauria; Squamata; Cordylidae
Product: 3-galactosyl-N-acetylglucosaminide 4-alpha-L-fucosyltransferase FUT3-like
Exons: 1
Coding region: 1-1083 (360 amino acids)
Cellular component (GO): membrane
Molecular function (GO): alpha-(1->3)-fucosyltransferase activity
Source: RefSeq, a predicted model, not a curated record